AUGGAUACAUUCCUGAGAACCCCAUCGGAUGAUUCUCCCGGAACUCUUCGAUCACCUAGCCAUUUCGGCAUCACUCCCCAAAGUCAAAUAUCAAGUACUUCAUCUGACGUCGAGGUACCCAGGAGCGACGAUGGUAGUGUGAGGAAACGAGGCCGAAAAGGCCACACCAAAUCGAGAACGGGAUGUUUCAAUUGCAAGCGAGCCCGGAUAAAGUGCAAAGAGAAUCGACCAUCGUGUGACUACUGCGCUCACCGAGACUUGAAAUGCGAAUGGCCCGAGAUCCAGAUUAACCAAGCUGGGACAAUGAUACGAAAAGCGAGCACGUCCAGCUCUAUUUCCACCAACCCUUCGACUCAAUUACCCGUGUUCACCAUUCAAGAUUUCCGUUUGUUCAACCACUUCAUACAAUCAGCGUACCCAUCACACCCUAUUGGAAAUGACUCUGUCUGGAGACAAGAGGUGCCGAGUAUAUCGCCUGAUUACGAUUUCCUUCUACAUUCCAUGCUUGCGCUGGCAGCCGCAGACAUUGCUGCCAAACAGGAUGAACCCGAAAUGAAAGUUAUCGGGAUGACACAUCGAGUACAAGCCAUCGAAUCGCUCAACAAAGCCAUAGAUAGUGGAAUCAAAUCAUUCAUACAGGGCAAUGCAAUGCUAGCGGCAUGUUUCGCACUGCUCUUCCAUUCGGUGUUCAUCAGCGACGGUCUCGGCGAAUACAUGAGUUUCAUUAGGGGCACCGUCGCUGUUGGGAUGAAGAUGGGACAAAGCCGGAUGAAGUUCUUGUUCGAGAAGGCUUUUGGAGAUGAGCAGAUGGAACUCAUUGGGCCUGCGCUCAAGCUGGCGCCUCUUGUUCAUACGGAUGUGUCGCGAGCUGCUUGUAGAUCGCUGGAGAAAUUUGGGUUUCUUUGUGAAAGGGGUUACGAACUCAUGCUUUAUGGAACACUUCUGAGUAUGGCGCGGAACUUGGUGACUUCGUCACAAGAUGCAUACAUGGAGUUACGAAAGUAUUACGGCUUGUUCAUGAUGCUGCCACAACAAGACUUCGUCCACUUCAUCGAUCCCAAAAAUAUUGUCGGCAAGUUGAUACAAGCGCAUUUCGUAUCUAUGCAACUUAUUAUGACUCCAAUAACGAAUAGCGAACGAGCGCCUCGUCAACUGGUCAAUCCAGACCAAGAAUACAACGAUCCAACCAGAUCAAAUCCAACUGUUGGAUGGUUAUCAAGUUUGCAUUCCGAUAUCCCGGAUCAUAUGAUGGAGUAUUUCCAGUGGACUUUAUGGGUUGAGCAGGAAGUUCAUAAGGGGAAGCUUUAUACUGGGGUUUAUGAUUGA
Cadophora gregata is the source of this 1326-nucleotide messenger RNA. RefSeq lists its product as uncharacterized. The transcript is spliced from 5 exons. Gene Ontology annotation, biological process: regulation of transcription by RNA polymerase II. Lineage: Eukaryota; Fungi; Ascomycota; Leotiomycetes; Helotiales; Ploettnerulaceae. The record is from RefSeq and is a predicted model, not a curated record. Gene Ontology annotation, molecular function: zinc ion binding; DNA-binding transcription activator activity, RNA polymerase II-specific. Bases 1 to 1326 code for a protein of 441 amino acids.